AUGGCGAUGUCGUCAUCAAGUAACAACCGCAAAGAAGAUCCCUCCUCGCCUCCGCAAACACCAUCUUCUUCUUCCGCAGCUGAUAACUUCUGUCGCACUCCUCGGGAGAAACCCACCACUUUCCCGCCAGGUUACAAGUUCGUACCAUCCGAGGAAGACCUCAUCGUGCAUUACUUGAAACCCUUCUUGCGAAGCAACAAGAACCCACCUCCCAACGUCCCCAUACACCGCGUGAACAUCUACGAGUCAAACCCAGAACGACUCUCAAGGGAAUACGUCAAGGGUAAUGAUAAAGAAUGGUUCUUUAUAACGGAGAGGACAAAGAUGCAUGAAGGUGGUACAAAGAAACAUAGUAGGUUGGACAAUGGUGGGUUCUGGAAGGCAAGAUCAGCUUUUGAAGAGUUUAAAACUCGAAAAGGAGAAGCCUUUUGGAGAAUGGUACUGGAACACUACACGGGGAAUAACCAAAACGGUGCUAGAUCGGAAUGGUUAAUGUACGAGUAUGUGACUGAUUCUUCGUCUCCUCGAGACAAGACAAAUGGUGAUAAUAACAAAAGGGUGGAUUAUGCUCUGUGCAAGAUUUACAUGACGCCAAAGGGAAUGAAGAGAAAAGCAGAAGAGGAAGAAGAGAAUGAGAAGAGGAAGAAAGAAGAAGAACGAGGAGGAGGUGAAGAACAAGAGGUUGAUCAGCGUUGCCCGUUUUCAUCUGAUGAGUUUCGUGAGCUGAUGAACUCUCUUAGCGUCCCAGGAGAAGUUGAUGGUGUUUUCACCGGCCCUAUUGAUCUAUCCCCACUGUUUGGAGAAGGAGAGUCAAAGAAGGACUAGUCUCAUAUCAUGUCUCUAUUGAGAUCUCUGCUCAGAACGUUUUGGAUGAUAAGAAAGGUUUUAUUUAUAGGUUUUAAGUUAUCAAAUUAGGUUACGUAGAGAACAAGCAUGUAGAAUACGUUCCUUGUGUCGCCUUAGUUUCUAGUUUCGUUGUGUGUUCCCUUCAUCGCAAUGUUUUCUAAAACCAUGUUAAAGAUCAUCUUUCCUCUAAUGUGUGUAUAUACUAAAGUCUAC
Eruca vesicaria subsp. sativa (arugula) is the source of this 1059-nucleotide messenger RNA. The record is from the annotation of a GenBank genome assembly. Lineage: Eukaryota; Viridiplantae; Streptophyta; Magnoliopsida; Brassicales; Brassicaceae.